Molecule: messenger RNA, 351 nt
Organism: Zychaea mexicana
Lineage: Eukaryota; Fungi; Mucoromycota; Mucoromycetes; Mucorales; Lichtheimiaceae
Exons: 2
Coding region: 1-351 (116 amino acids)
Source: RefSeq, a predicted model, not a curated record
AUGCUCAAGACGCCGACGUUGAACAAUGAUUACAUCAACAGUUUCGCGCCACACAAUCAUUCUGGAUCAAAGACUACGGCAUUGUCCGACAUUCCGCUUAAACGUAUCAAUAUCCUCGACGACUCACGCCAUAUACUCGCCCGGGUUGGACAUGCACAAAACAACUUUGCACCUUCCUACAUUGUCACUAUAUAUGCAUCAUUAUCGACCCAUGAGGUCCUGUUCCCUACUUUCAGGCGUGGCGACUCAACCAUGCGUAAACAAGACAUGGUAGAUGGUUCCAUUCACUGCAGACCGCAAGACGACCUCACCGAGCAUAUUUGGCAGUUGUAUGGUGAAAGCAACGAGUAA